This is a messenger RNA of Acanthisitta chloris (rifleman), 404 nucleotides long. It is a transcript of the gene POLR2F, whose product is annotated as polymerase (RNA) II (DNA directed) polypeptide F. Gene Ontology annotation, molecular function: DNA binding; DNA-directed RNA polymerase activity. The record is from RefSeq and is a predicted model, not a curated record. Gene Ontology annotation, biological process: DNA-templated transcription. The annotation marks the transcript as partial. The transcript has 3 exons. NCBI's taxonomy places the organism in Eukaryota, Metazoa, Chordata, Aves, Passeriformes, Acanthisittidae. Gene Ontology annotation, cellular component: RNA polymerase II, core complex; RNA polymerase I complex; nucleus.
GAGGGACAGGAGAACGUGGAAAUCCUCCCGUCUGGAGAGCGGCAGCAGGCAAACCAGAAGCGGAUCACCACCCCCUACAUGACCAAGUACGAGAGAGCCAGAGUCCUGGGCACUCGUGCUCUCCAGAUAGCGAUGUGUGCCCCUGUGAUGGUAGAGCUGGAAGGAGAGACAGACCCUUUGCUGAUUGCCAUGAAGGAGCUCAAAGCACGCAAGAUCCCCAUCAUCAUCCGCCGUUACCUGCCAGAUGGGAGCUAUGAAGACUGGGGUGUGGAUGAGUUAAUUAUCACAGACUGAUCAGCCUCCAGCCAUUGUUCUUUCCCAGAGAUGUUUCUAUUUUUGUCUAGUAUCUGUGUAAAUAAAUUAUAAAUCUUGCCAUUUUAAGUUCAAUGUGUUUGAGUUUUUCU